AAUAGUUCUCUAUACCGGAAGUGAUAAUUAACUAAUAAUUAACAACAAUUUAACAACAAUUAAUUGCAAAAAGUGUCAAAUUUCAAAUAACAAACACCCAAAGAUCAAGUAAGUAAAAUAAAAAUAUGAAAAACAACAAUAUAAAACACAAAAUAAACUGAAACAAAACCGGGGCGUAAGCCACACACUAACAACGUGCUCUGCACACACACCCUUCUAAUAAUAAUAAUCAAUUAAUUAAAUUUUUCAAUUAAAUUAAACUACAGGUGUUCAUUAAUAAUAAUGGAACAACAACUAAAGGAGCUAAAGACUGAUAUCGCAAAGAAAUUAAUCUCAAAAAUUGAUUUUAAUGAGCAAAUAAAGAAGAUUAGUAUGUGCGAAAUCUUUGAAAUGGCGAAAACGUGUAUAAUUGGAUUGAAAUCUCCUCAACUGUUGAAAAAACUAAGAAUUGGAGACGCAACUCAAUACAAAAUGAGAUGGGUAAUAACCUGGUUAAAGAAAAAUUACACCGGUCCUCCAAUUGACCAACGAGAGCAACAAAUAAUGGAAGAGAUUAUUAACUUACCACCAAGUAUCAUUCUACCAGAUCUUAAUAAUAUUAAUCAUACAGUCGAAGAAGAAAAUGAUGAUGAAACAUCAGCAGCAAAAACAAUAACAAAUAACCCUGCAAGAAAUCAACAAUCCAACACCCCGUUUAUACAACCAAGCACAUCCGCCAUACAACCAAGCACAUCCGCCAUACAACCAGCCGAAAUUAUUAUAACCCAAAGAGAAACCCCACCACUCACCCAUAAACCAUUAAAACGCCAAUUCAUCAAUUUUAAUCUUCACAACGAAAAUGUUGAAAUAACAUAUGAUACAGCAAAAAAAGUAAGGAAAACAGUUUAUCGAAUUGAAGAUAGACCAAUUCCGAGUCAGUGGAAACCUUGGUCAACACAACUAAUGGAACCACUUUUUCUGGUUCAACACGAACAACUAAAACCGGUGGAAAUACGAGACAAUAUUAUUAGAGCCAUGGAAGCUAAACAACUCGCACCAAUACUUGGCACCUUUAUUACUAAUAAUGAUGCUCUUCGAAUAAAAUCUCCAGAUAACAUGACGAGAAAAAUGAACAUGGAUAAUCUUAAACAAUGGCUACCAGAAUUGAAAAUUCUAAAACCAAAAAUUUUCGAUCCAAAGAUAAGACUUGCCAAAGUAUUUUAUGAUGGCUCUUUAACUGAUCUCAGCGCAAUCAAAGAACUGGUUGAUAAUAUUAUGAUAGCGGCUGGCGUUACCCCUGAUGAAAAAUAUUCAAUCGAAGGUGCUUACACAUGUAAUACUGUCAACCACAUUGAUAUAAUAAUAAUAAUCUCACCAACCAUCAGAGACAAAUUUCAUGAAAACAGAGGAAUCAUCUACUACAUGGGAAAAGAGAUAAAAAUAUAUGAUUAUUUCAAAGUGAGCCAAUGCAGUAAAUGUUUCUCAUUCCAGCAUAAAGACAAAAAGUGUCAGAAUCAACAAGUUUGCAAAUAUUGUUCAUCUCUUCAUCAUUACCGUGAAUGUCCACAUAAUAAUAAUAAGGAGAAAAUGAUGUGUAUCAACUGUAUUAAUAAUACACCUGAGUUUCAACAUCAAGCGGAUGAAUGGAUUUGCCCAACGUAUCAAAAAAAGCUACGAGAAGCAAUUCAACACAUAAAUUAUGAGUACCGUUGGAUUAUGAGAAAUUAAUCAAAUGAUUUUAAUAUUUGAAGUAAGUAAUGAUGUAAUACAAACAUCUAAUCAUAAAGAAUAACAAUAAUAAUAAUAUUUUUCAUUUUGAAUUGAAACUUCCAAGAAAUUUAACCUUUGCCAAUUUUCCAUCAACAGCAAUUUCUUCCUUUCGCUUGAUAAUAUUAAUAACGGAAUCAAGUGGAAUAUUUUUCAAGAAGUCACCCAAAGUUUUAAAUUGACUCAAACAGCGAUACUCAACCCAAACCAAAUCAAUAUCAGCUUUAGCUCCAAUAUUUUUCAUCACCAAUUUCUUAGCCUCAUCAACAUCCGAACUUUGCUCAAUAUCAAUACGAGUUACACCAACAACCGAACGAAGAUUCAACUCAACUGAACCAACACACUCACCAUAAUGAAACUGCAUAAAGUCGUUAAUAUUAUUAUUAACCAUCAAAUGCAGCUCCUUCCGUUUAUUAACCAAAGCAUCAAAAUUAUUCAUCAGAUACCGAAAGUAAGGAUCCUUAAAAUCGAAACCACAAUUAGUAGGACAUUUAACCUCUCGUUUACGUGAAGAAUUAUUAUAAUGAAAGUUCUGUGGACAAUCACUAAAAGGGUAGCAACAGGUACUACAGAAAACUCUGGUACAAAAACGCCGACGAUUUCCUCCAUCAUGAACCAUUGGAUCCAUCGCCAAAUUACCACAGAUUCCACACAGAAAUUUUUUACUCCAUUGAUUAUUAUUACAAAUCUGCGAUUCCUUAAUCAACAUUUUAAACAAAAUCAAUAAUAAUAAUAACAAAUUACAAUUCAA
Messenger RNA from Panonychus citri (citrus red mite), 2497 nucleotides. RefSeq lists its product as uncharacterized. The transcript has 2 exons. The record is from RefSeq and is a predicted model, not a curated record. NCBI's taxonomy places the organism in Eukaryota, Metazoa, Arthropoda, Arachnida, Trombidiformes, Tetranychidae. Bases 283 to 1707 code for a protein of 474 amino acids.